Rhodamnia argentea is the source of this 1352-nucleotide messenger RNA. Its product is annotated as B-box zinc finger protein 20-like. Gene Ontology annotation, biological process: photomorphogenesis; regulation of DNA-templated transcription. Gene Ontology annotation, cellular component: nucleus. Gene Ontology annotation, molecular function: zinc ion binding. The transcript has 3 exons. Bases 249 to 1067 code for a protein of 272 amino acids. The record is from RefSeq and is a predicted model, not a curated record. Lineage: Eukaryota; Viridiplantae; Streptophyta; Magnoliopsida; Myrtales; Myrtaceae.
CUCAACUCAAGAAGAACAAGAAGAGGAGAGAGAGAGAAAGAGAUCAUCCGGAGACUUCUACCAAGAAAAGUGCCCCUUCUCUUAGCUGUUCAGCCAUUACCCUUAAAGCCUCGCCCAUACCAUUUUGUCUCUUCUUCCCAAUUCAAUAGCGCCCUUUGCAUCUGCAAGUGAGUCAAGGACACUUUUUGAGGAAAAAGUACCCAGACAGAGAGAGAGAGGGGGGGAGUACAACACGAAGCUAGAAGAGAAUGAAGAUCCAAUGUGACGUUUGCGACAAAGACGAAGCCACCAUCUUUUGCGCUGCAGACGAAGCCGCCCUCUGUGACCACUGUGAUCGCCGUGUCCACCAUGCCAACAAGCUCGCCAGUAAACACGUGCGAUACUCUCUUCUCCAUCCAACCUUCAAACAGUCCCCUCUCUGUGACAUCUGUCAGGAGAGGCGAGCAUUGCUUUUUUGCCAAGAAGACAGAGCGAUCCUGUGCAGAGAAUGUGAUGUUCCAAUUCACAGAUCCAACGAGCACACCCAAAAGCACACCAGGUUUCUUCUAACCGGGGUUGAGCUCUCUGCUUCUUCAUCCUCGAGCCAAGCCUCAUCGUCAUCCAGUGCAUUGAGCACAGACAUGAAGAGCUCCAGAUCCUCGGCAAAGAGACAGAAUUGCUCGCCGUGUUCAGUGUCGACAGCCGGGAGCAGUUUGCCGUUGGGAGCUUACCAAGACGAGAACCACACCAGCGAGGCCGGCUCGAUCUCGACGAGCAGCAUCUCAGAGUACUUGAUGGAGACUUUGCCUGGGUGGCGCGUGGAUGAGUUUCUUGAUCCUUCAUCGACAGCUUCGAAUAGUUAUUGUAAGACUUUUGAUCACAAGUCGCCGGCGAUAGAUCCCGACUUCGAGAGCGACACGAGCUCCUCUGCCUUGAAAGAUUUUUGUAAACCACUCCGCCAAAGUUCCUCAUCUCUCUCUUCCGCCUUUCUCCGGCUCAAGGUCCUUUCUUUUCAUGGAAUGGAUCGGCAAGAGAAGGCAAUGAGCAACAGAAUCAUCAAGAAACAGAGUGAUGAUGGUUUUCUUUAAGGAAAGCUCAUAUCAGCUUCCCUUCUCCCAUAAUUCUCAGGCUUUUUUAGCUACUGCGUUGAAUCUACAACCCUUGUGCAAUUUUUUCCUGUGUUUUCUGCAUUGUUUUAUUUGUUUUAACGGUUCCUCAUGAUCUCCUGUUCAAAGGGUAGGUUUGUUUUUUCCCCCCCUGAUAACCACAACAAUGAAAAAGGAAAAUAACCCUUUUUUGUUCUUCAGAUCUCUGGAGAAGUUCAUUUAGGUAAAUCUUCCUACAAAAUAGUACAUUUGUUCAUUCAAUGUGGC